AUGGUAACUCCACAGACGCUCGUUCUGCCCAGCGGGCACGAGAUUGUCCUGACGAGUGCUGUGCCCUCCUUUCAAGAAGGUAACUUCUUCAUGGCGCUUCUCUUCGAUGCGAAGCGACUCAAGAACGGAGGAUUGGAAGCGAUCAAGAAGGCUGGCAUUCACUGCUCAGACCAGGAAGGAAAGAACCGGGUGCCAGCUCAGAUGUUCGUACCCGACCGAAAACCUCCGUGGACGCUCGCUCUGCAUUGCCCUUGGCCGCAAGCAGAAGCAAAAAAGGGGGCGUACGACAUCCUUCUGGACAGUGCUCAUGGGCAGAAGAUUGGGACUGUUCACGCAGCUUACAAGCCGGGUCUCCUGAGACGCUACGGCACCACCGCCUGCAUCAACAAUGUUUGGAAUGGAGUUGAGCCCACCCUCAAGCUUGUGCCUCCGUGGAUGGAGUUCCAGCUGCUGCACGGCGUGGACCACUUCCUUGUCUACACACAGCAUGGUACCGAUGUGUCAGUGUUGGACUUGUACGAGCCUUACAUCAAGGCGGGCCUAGCAACAAGGGUCCACUUCAAUGUGUCCGCAAAACUCUCUACGGGUUAUCAAACCCAGCCCUGGAUGGCGAACGAUUGUCUUUACCGUGCCAAAGGCCACACACGCUGGCUGAUGCCCACGGUGGAUGCAGAUGAGUAUUUCAGGUUGGGCCAGAAUGACACGAAGGGCGACUACUUGAGAACGUUUUGGGACCAAAUGGCAAAGGAGGAACUGGUGCGGAAGAACAUGUCUGUGUACGCGAUCACCGCGCCGCGUAUUAUCUUCGAGAGGAAGAUCAAUCCAAAAGACCUGGAUCACCUUGAUAUCUCCACAGCAUAUCGCUAUCCGUCCAGUUGUAAUCUUCCAAAGUUUGUGUGCAGACCCGACAUGGUCAACACAACAUGGAUACACUGGCCCUCGAGCUUCAUGCCCGAGGGGUUUGAAAACUACCAGCUCGACAUGGAAAGAGGCUUUUUUGCCCACUACCGCGACAGCCCAACUCAACCAACUAUGGCAAAGACCAAGAAGACGGGGCGGAAGCCGGACGUCUUGGAUGAGACCCUCCUGGCCGACAUCCCGGCCGUGCACAUGGCGUUGGAGCGUCGCUUCCGCAAGCCAUGGGCUGAGGUUGCCGCGAAGUUCACAAAAGGCUCCGAUGAGGCAAUCCUGGCGGCAUCUUGA
Symbiodinium natans is the source of this 1203-nucleotide messenger RNA. Lineage: Eukaryota; Dinophyceae; Suessiales; Symbiodiniaceae. The record is from the annotation of a GenBank genome assembly.